Molecule: messenger RNA, 1288 nt
Organism: Symbiodinium necroappetens
Lineage: Eukaryota; Dinophyceae; Suessiales; Symbiodiniaceae
Source: the annotation of a GenBank genome assembly
AUGUCUGCAGACCGGACUUAUUGGCUUUCGGAAGAGCCAUUGCAAGGUCACAUUUAUUUCCCCUCGCCUACGGACUGGAGAGCGCUGUCCAUUUACCAAUUGGUAACCGACCGCUUCGCCGAUGGGGACCCUAGGAACAAUGAAGCCUUCAAAGGCGGCUUCGAUGUCCGAGAUAUGACCUUCAGGCAUGGAGGCGACUUCGUAGGACUUCGCUCGAAGCUGGACUACAUAAAAGGCCUUGGCUGCCAGGCCAUCUGGAUAUCUCCUGUUUUCCAAAAUGGGUACAACUACUACCACCAGUAUGCUCAGCAGGACUUCACCCUGCUAGAUCAACGUCUCGGCACCCUCGAGGAGUUGAGGGCCUUGACGCAAGCGGCCCACGAUCGGGGCAUGUACGUGCUGAUUGACGUAGUCAUGAACCACAUGGGCAAUGAGUUCUUCUUCGAGGGUCAUCAGACCGACACGGCUCCCUUCCGAUUCCACGAGAACCAUGGUCUCCGGGAGUACAGGCUAAUUACGCGCCGUGCUGCGAGCGAGCUCUACGACACUCCGGCUGGAAAACAGCCCUACAUGGACUUCUACUUUAACAACACUUGGGUUGAAGAGGCGAAGUAUGCCAGCCCGUUCUACGGACAAUACGGCGAAGCCGCGUGGGAUCAGGGCCAAGGGACUUAUGACGGAUCAGACUUCCACCACAACGGUGACCUGCAGAACUAUGCAGACCCCUGGGAAAUUAAUGUUGCCAAGAUCUAUGGUACCAUGGACGACUUGAGGCUGGAGCACAGCCGCGUUCAGGACAAGUACAUUGCCAUGACGCAAGCCCUCAUUCAAAGUGCCGACGUGGAUGGCUUCCGAGUAGAUACUCCGAUGCAGGUUCCCUUGCCUUUCUAUAAGCGCUGGGCACCAGCGAUCCGAAGCUUCGCGAAAUCGCUGGGGAAGGAUCGCUUCGGGCUCUUUGGGGAGUUCUAUGUCACCACGGAGAGGUAUGCCACCAUGACAGGCCGCGGGAAGGACAACGGUAUGUACGGCCAAGACCGCUUCAUAGCUGGCGAAGCCACACUGAAAGGCGGUAUCGUGUAUCCGUACUAUUGGUACACCUUCACAGCUUUGGUGUACCGAAGGCCGCAGUACGCAGAUGGUUUUGCAUUGGCUUACGAGCAGGAGAACCGGAUGAUCGAUACAUUCGAUCCAAGCACCAAUCGCUCGGAGUACGCGCAAUGGAUUUUCUGCAACAAUCACGACAAUUGGCGUCUCCAGACUCUGACUGGGAAGAACCAGCUGCUCAUGU